GMAACAACUGAUAAAUCUCAAGAGAAGAAGAAUGAAAAACUAGCAAACACAAACAAACCAAGAACCAUUGCCAAGAACUGUCCAGCUAACUUAAGAGGAACUGGAAGCAAACAAGGAUGGUCCACCUUGGUGUGUGGCGCCUAGAGACUCAACUGAAUGUCCUUAUUCUGGGUUUCUGCAGCAUAUUGAUCCCUUCACCCACACAUGGAUAUAUAUAUGCUCAUUUUAACAACAUGACCUCCAUAUUGUUUGAGGACCUACCUGCCAUUUUUGGACCUUCACUUCCUAAGGAGGGUUUAAUGGGAGUUCUGGUGGUGUCCAAACCACUUAAUGGGUGUACAACAAUGGACCCUCCUCCUAAGAAUCUGAGCAUUUAUAACGCCAACACCACCAAAUUUAUUGUUCUCAUUAAACGUUAUGAAUGCAAUUUUGAUAUAAAGGUUUUGAACGCACAGCAAGCUGGAUACAGUGCUGCGAUCGUACACAACGUAGACUCAGAUGUUCUUCUCAACAUGAACUACAGUAAUGAAACUAUAGCAGACCAGAUUCAGAUCCCCUCAGUUUUCACCAGCUUCUACGCUGCAGAGACGCUCAAGAAAAUCAUAAUUCCAGAAGUUGGGGCCUACGUGAUCCUCAAGCCAGCUUUUUCUUUUCCAAUAUCGUAUUACCUCAUUCCUUUCACUGCUGUUGUUGGGAUGGUUAUUAUUGUCAUGUGUAUAAUUUUGGUUAUCCGAUGCGUGCAGUACAGAAAACAGCUGCGGAAAAAUCGUUUGACCAAGGAGCAAUUAAAGAAAAUUCCAACGCACAAGUUCAGGAAAGGAGAUGACUAUGAUGUUUGUGCCAUCUGCCUGGAUGAGUAUGAAGAAGGAGACAAGCUGAGAGUUUUACCGUGCUCACAUGCGUACCACUGUAAGUGUGUCGACCCGUGGCUCACGCAGACCAAGAAGACGUGUCCCGUGUGCAAACAGCGCGUGACCAAGAAAAACCCGGAGCACUCCGAGUCCGACUCCGAGGAGGAAGCCGAAGGACGCGGAGAGGGAGAAGGAACUUACGAUGCCAACUCGGAGCGCACUCCUCUGCUCCGCCCCUCCAGCCCCGGGUCYUCAGCGGACUAUUCAGCCACCACCGUCACCACCGCCCAGUGCCUUGUCUCCCCUGCACACUGCGACUCCCCCAUCCUGGGCUACGAGGGCUACGAAGGCUACUACUCCCCGCAGGAGGACACAGACUCAGAAAGCGGCGACACAGACGACCAGCACCACAGCGACGACGACACCGCUCAGCUCAUCGGUAGGGGUCGAGUGCUAGCCUGAGUUUUUCUGAGUGACAUCAGCCAAGUUUUACUUUUUUAAAAACCUAAAGGAGGCGUUUCUACCUUUACACACUCGGUUACGUUAAAUAGUUAGCUCCGUUUUUAGAAUAACUUCCACUGGGGUUGGGCGAUUGGAGUCCAUCGGUGGUAGGUUUUUAUCUGUUUUUAUUUUAGCUAGUUUAACUUUAAUAAGAGUUACAGCCAAGAGAGUAUAUUUUAAUUCCUACCUGUACACACUGUAAUACACCUGACUGUGUGCACCACCUCUUCUACUUCCAGCAGCAACGCCUCCGACUUUAGUCUUUAAACUUUAGUUUUUCUUGUGAGUCAGUGGGACGUUAGCUGUUACUGUGAAUACAGACUCAGCUAAUUAGACAACUACGCUCGUUUUACAUUAAUUGGUGAAACUGUGGCAGUCAGUGCACAGUGAACAACUUUUAGUUUGACUCUUCACCAAAGCGGUCAUCAGGAAAUGAGUUGUUUUUCAAGACAUGUUCCUGCAGCUUCCAUGUUUCAAAACUACUGAACGCUGUGCCACUAAGGGCGUUCUGUUUGUGGGAUGAAGCUGUCUUUAGCUCCUAAUAUCAGCUCAGAGCUGCUUGCACAGAUMUUUUUGGGUUUGACUAACUCCUUUUUUUAAAAAAUCUGGAAGUUUGCCUGGUUGGUCGCUCCUCAAAAUACAAAACACUUAAACACACCUGUGCGUUUAAAUCACCAAUCAUUUAGUUGUUGGGCUGAUGAUGGAUGAUCUGUUUUGACUGAAGUCCAAACCUGAGAAUCACAACCUAAUCUCCAGUACUGUACACAGUCCACAGGCACUCUGGGUAAAGUGGCUCUUAAGGUUUCUCCUUUGGGGUUUUAAAUUAGAUGGAUGGUUUUAUGUUGAUUUAAUCGUUUUUAUUUCUUUUGUUCACAGUUUUAAAUUGUUUCCAUUUCUAAACAAAUUUCUACAUAUGGGGUGCUUUUUUUAAAUAUAUAAAUGGUUUAGAUCUUUUUCACACUCUUUACAAGUAAACAUUGAUGUUUUUAGUUAUCAGAUUUUUCUCAUUUAAUAAUUGUUKGUAAUAACAUUGACUAUUGUGGUCAUUUGACAGUUUUUCUGCUGCUUUUACAUUUUUGCUGACAUUGCUGUGCAGGAAGUUAGGCAAAGACUUGAUGUGUUUCCAGUUGAAUAAACUCAGGAUCAAGUCAGAGUUAAAGGUCAGUUGAAAUUGUAAAUGUGUAAUAUAAUGGAUAGUUUAUAGGGUUCAAGGCCUGCAAACUGUUCUGCUUCCUUUUAAGAAGCAAUCGAGUCAAAUUGAUUUAUUUGAUUUCUGUUUUUCUGCUAUUUUCACAGUAAAAUGUUGCAUGAAAAUCA
This is a messenger RNA of Austrofundulus limnaeus, 2669 nucleotides long. It is a transcript of the gene rnf167, whose product is annotated as ring finger protein 167. The record is from RefSeq and is a predicted model, not a curated record. Bases 117 to 1313 code for a protein of 398 amino acids. Lineage: Eukaryota; Metazoa; Chordata; Actinopteri; Cyprinodontiformes; Rivulidae. The transcript has 10 exons.